GGCGGGCCGGACCGGGCGGGGCCGGGCGGAGCGGGAACCGGACCCAGCGGCGCACACCCUCUGCGGUCCGCAGAUGGCGGCGCCGGGCGCGGGACCCGGGCCGGGGCCGCCACCGGGGCUGGAGGCGGCCCUGCAGAAGCUGGCGCUGCGGCGGAAGAAGGUGCUGAGCGCCGAGGAGAUGGAGCUGUUCGAGCUGGCGCAGGCGGCGGGCGGCGCCAUGGACCCCGACGUGUUCAAGAUCCUGGUGGACUUGCUGAAGCUAAACGUGGCGCCCCUCGCAGUCUUCCAGAUGCUCAAGUCCAUGUGCGCCGGGCAGAGGCUGGCGAGCGAGCCCCAGGACCCCGCGGCGGCGCCCCUGCCCACGCCCAGCAUGCCUGAGACCCGAGGGAGAAACAAAGGCAGCGGUGCCCUUGGCGGAGGCCCGACGCUGCCAGAACGCGGUGUCCGGGAAGGAUCCAGCCAGAGGAUGCCCCGCCAGCCCAGCGCCACCAGGCUGCCCAAGGUGGGCGGGCCGGGGAAGAGCCCCACGCGGAGCAACACCUGAGCAAGAGGAUUUGCACGGGCCCACCGCAGGCCGCCAGCCUCUCAGACAGGCUGCUCCUCCUGUUGGUAAUAAACCUCUUUGAAAACCUGA
Lagenorhynchus albirostris (white-beaked dolphin) is the source of this 634-nucleotide messenger RNA. RefSeq names its product mitotic spindle organizing protein 2B (gene MZT2B). Lineage: Eukaryota; Metazoa; Chordata; Mammalia; Artiodactyla; Delphinidae. Bases 74 to 544 code for a protein of 156 amino acids. Gene Ontology annotation, cellular component: centrosome; spindle. The transcript has 3 exons. The record is from RefSeq and is a predicted model, not a curated record.